AUGCUGAACGCAGCCAUUAUUCCUUUUGCCAUUUUGGCAGUAUCAUGCGGUGUUUUUUACUCGCUCGUCUGCUUGGGAGGCUCAGCCCCAAGGAAGCGGGCUCUGGCGCACAUUCCAGAACUACGGUUUGAGAAGGAUAAUACGCCAGACCGAUAUAGAAACGACACUCGAUCCCUUUUGAGAAUCGGAUAUGAAAAGUACCUCCAGUAUGGCGUUCCGUUCCAGAUGUAUAACCCGAUUGGCGAGUUGGGCAACCAAGUUAUUCUUCCCAUGAAGUAUCUAGACGAAGUCAAGCGCGCCCCCAAGUCGCUGUUCAGUUUCGAGGUGUUUUCAGAAAAGUUGUUUCUCCUGAACUAUAUCAACGCCCCUCGUCAGACCAACGCUGCCACCCACGCUAUCAAAUUUCACCUGAAUAGGAACUUGAAUAAUGUCAUGAAUGGGCUCUGGACUGAGGCUGAGGCAUCGCUCAAGAAGACCAUUCCUUCGCCGGGUCGGCAGUCGAUUCCCGGGGGCGACCUUGCAUGCAACAUUCUUUCACCCGUCAUGUCGUAUAUUCUCGUGGGCCCGUCACUUUGCAGGGAUCCUGAAUGGCUAGAUAUUGCGGUAGAAACCACCUUUUCUGUCUUUGACGCCUCGUUGGACAUUCGAAAGAAAUAUACGGCAAAUUGGAGGUGGCUGGCGCGAUGGCAGAAUGGCACUGCGCAACGACUUGGGACGAUUCGAAAGAAGGCCCUGGAGUUAAUUAAGCCGCUAUACGACGAAAGACGCCAGGCUAUCAAUGAGAAUGAUGGCCGAAGCGACAGCGGAUCUGAAAUGUUUCACGACACCAUAUAUUGGCUAUUGGGCCAAAAACGGGCUGACACCUCCUUGGAGGCAUACCAUGCGGAGAUUACGGCGGAAAUCAACGAGGCCUUGGCUGAGUUUAAAACUUCGGGCAGCGAAUGGACGCUGCAGCGAGUUGCCAGGAUGAGAAAGCUGGAUAGCUUCAUGAAGGAGAGCAUACGGAUGAAUCCCAUGGCCUUCAUCACCGGUCAGCGCUACGCGGUCAAGUCUCACACGUUCAAGGACGGAUUCAACUUGCCGGCUGGUACUAUGUUCCACUUUGCCGCCGACGCCGUCCAUCAUGAUCCAAACAAAUAUCCCGAUCCAGACAAAUUCGACGCAUACCGGUUCCUCCGUCUUCGCGAAAAAGUAGACCCAAACCAGUUUCACUUUGCCUUCGUCUCAGACAUGAAUCUGAAUUUUGGCGCUGGUCAGCACACCUGUCCGGGGCGAUUUCUCGCGGCCGUGGUCUUGAAGUUCGCCCUCAUCCUGCUUAUCACUCGAUACGAGAUUAAGUUUUCGGACGGCAGCACGCAAAAACCGCCAAAUGUGUUCGUCGACAAUACUAUAAGGUGCAAAACUACUUAUAAAGCCUCUUAUUUGAGGAGUAAUUUCUGCGCCUGGACACGGUAG
Metarhizium brunneum ARSEF 3297 is the source of this 1455-nucleotide messenger RNA. It is a transcript of the gene ccsG, whose product is annotated as Cytochrome P450 monooxygenase ccsG. The record is from RefSeq and is a predicted model, not a curated record. Lineage: Eukaryota; Fungi; Ascomycota; Sordariomycetes; Hypocreales; Clavicipitaceae. Gene Ontology annotation, molecular function: oxidoreductase activity, acting on paired donors, with incorporation or reduction of molecular oxygen; heme binding; iron ion binding.